Molecule: messenger RNA, 2005 nt
Organism: Zychaea mexicana
Lineage: Eukaryota; Fungi; Mucoromycota; Mucoromycetes; Mucorales; Lichtheimiaceae
Product: replication protein A DNA-binding subunit
Exons: 10
Coding region: 37-1848 (603 amino acids)
Biological process (GO): DNA repair; DNA replication; DNA recombination
Cellular component (GO): nucleus
Molecular function (GO): DNA binding
Source: RefSeq, a predicted model, not a curated record
CUUCAUUUCCCUGUUACUUUUUUCUUUUUUUCCUCCAUGACAGUCGACAUGCAAUUAUCAACUAAUGCAAUUAAAUCACUUUAUGAGAACCGAAGUGAUCCAAGUGUCCCGGAACACCCCAUUUUGCAGGUGAUUAACGUCAAGCCUGUACAGUCAACAACCAACAAACGCUACAGAGUCAUUCUAUCGGAUGGCGAGUUUUUUAUGCAAGCCAUGCUUUCAACCAAUACUACAAGUUUAGCGGAAAAUAACGAAUUGGAGCGAUGGUCCCUUAUCCGCUUGACCGAAUCAGUAUGCAACGAAGUGAAUGGGCGCAAGAUCUUGAUCAUUCUUGGUGUCGACAUCAUCAGUAAGCAUGAAACCAAGAUUGGUGAUCCCAAAUCUAUUGAAAAUGUCGGUGGCUCGCCUUCAACUUCGUCCGCUUCCAACAGUGGCACUGCUAAUCCUGGCACUGCUCAGCCUACACCCAUGAAUACGAGUAGCAGCAGCAGCAGCAACAGCAACAAUGGCCCUGCUGUGCAACCAUCUGGAAGAACCAAUGUACAACUCGAAUCGUCACUGUUCUCUAUCACCGCUUUGAAUCCUUAUCAAAACAGAUGGACAAUUAAGGCCCGCGUCACCUUGAAAUCUGACAUUAAGCACUGGCACAAUAAUCGAUCUGAAGGCAAGCUUUUCAAUGUCAACUUGCUUGACAAGUCGGGAGAAAUCAAAGCCACGGCCUUCAACGAUCAAGUUGAUCGCCUAUUCCAUGUUCUUGAAGAAGGCAAAGUAUACUACAUCUCCAAGGCUCGUGUGACCAUGGCUCGCAAGCAGUUCUCGACAUUGGACAACGAAUACGAACUUGUCAUUGAAAAUCAAACUGAAAUCGAAGUGUGCCCCGACGAAGUUACCAUUCCGAAGAUGAACUUUAGCUUUGUGCGAAUUGCUGAUAUCGCCAACUAUGAAAAGGAUGCCACAGUUGACAUUAUUGGCGUUGUGCGAGACGACAACGGUGUGCAGGAAAUCAUCACCAAAAGUACAGGCAGACCGGUCAAGAAACGUGAACUUGUGGUAGUUGACGAUUCGGAGAAGCAGAUUCGUUUGACGCUUUGGGAUAAAACUGCAGAAAACUUUGACUCCAGCGGUGCCCCCGUAGUAGCAUUCCGUGGAUUGCGCGUGAAUGAUUUCGGCGGUCGGUCGCUUUCGCUGUCUACCAAUGGCACACUCAAGGUCAACCCGGAUAUCCCAGAAUGCACCAAGAUCAAGCAUUGGUACGCCUCCCAGUCCUCGGAAGCGUCUUAUGACACAUUUGCUCAACAAACAACCAACUCCAUCGGACAACAGUCCAAUACACGCAUCACACUCGGCCAAGUCAAGCAGGACGGCUUGGGUACUGGGGAUCGGGCCGACUACUUCUCCGCACGAGCCACGGUUGUCUUCUUGAAGAACGAAAACCCUGCUUACCCAUCGUGCCCUGAUUGCAGGAAGAAGAUGGUCCAAAACGAGAACGACUGGCAUUGUGAAAAAUGCAACAAGGGACACCCUGAGCCCAUGUGGCGAUACAUCCUCACGGCCAGCAUUGAGGACGCCACGGCCCAGUUGUUCGUGAACGCAUUUGACGAUGUGGGCAUCAGCAUCAUCGGAGUAUCGGCCAAUGAAGUGAUGAGACUCAAGGACACAGAGCCAGAUGCUUAUGCAAAGCUCUUCUCGGACGCACUAUUCAAGGUGUACAACGUCAAGGGCAGAGCAAAGUCCGAGACUUUCAACGACACAACCCGCACAAAGUACACCCUCAUGGAGGCAACGCCAAUCAACUACGUCCAGGAAGCCAAAGAGAUGGUCAGUGCCCUCGAAAAGCUGACUGUUUGAAAUGUGCACAAAGCAAUGGGUCUUCCAGCUGUGCACCGUCGUAUAUAGUUAUUAGCAAGCACACGCAAGUCCCCACCCCCACCCCCCCCCACCUCCCAUUCCCAACUCAUCUGUACUAGGCAAAUAAAAACAUAAAAUCAAUGCGUUCUUUCACAGC